This is a messenger RNA of Sorex araneus (European shrew), 999 nucleotides long. RefSeq names its product pancreas associated transcription factor 1a (gene PTF1A). Gene Ontology annotation, biological process: regulation of transcription by RNA polymerase II; developmental process. Gene Ontology annotation, molecular function: DNA-binding transcription factor activity, RNA polymerase II-specific; RNA polymerase II transcription regulatory region sequence-specific DNA binding; protein dimerization activity. Lineage: Eukaryota; Metazoa; Chordata; Mammalia; Eulipotyphla; Soricidae. The transcript is spliced from 2 exons. The record is from RefSeq and is a predicted model, not a curated record. Bases 1 to 999 code for a protein of 332 amino acids.
AUGGACGCGGUACUGUUAGAGCACUUCCCCGGGGGCCUGGACGCCUUCCCGUCCCCUUACUUCGACGAGGAGGACUUCUUCACCGACCAGUCCUCCCGGGACCCGCUGGAGGACCCAGAUGAGCUGCUGGUGGACGAGCAGGCCGAGGUGGAGUUCCUCAGCCACCAGCUGCACGAGUACUGCUACCGGGACGGGGCGUGCCUGCUGCUGCAGCCCGCGCCCUCGGCGGCCCCGCACGCGCUCACCCAGCCGCCCCCGGGGGGCCCCGGGGAGCCCGAGGACGCCGGCCGCGCCGGGUACUGCUGCGAAGCGGGGGCGCCCCCCGGCGGCUUCCCCUACUCGCCGGGCUCGCCGCCCGCCCGCCUCGCCUACCCGUGCGCCGCCGCCGCCGUGCUGGCCCCCGGGGCCCGGCUGCGCGGCCUGAGCGGGGCGGCGGCGGCGGCGGCGGCGGCGGCGGCGCGGCGGCGGCGGCGGGUGCGCUCCGAGGCGGAGCUGCAGCAGCUGCGGCAGGCGGCCAACGUGCGCGAGCGGCGGCGCAUGCAGUCCAUCAACGACGCCUUCGAGGGGCUGCGCUCGCACAUCCCCACGCUGCCCUAUGAGAAGCGCCUCUCCAAGGUGGACACGCUGCGCCUGGCCAUCGGCUACAUCAACUUUCUCAGCGAGCUGGUGCAGGCGGACCUGCCGCUGCGCGGCGGCGGCGCGGGCGGCGGCGGGGGAGCGGGCGGUGGCGGCCGCCUGGGCGGGGACAGCCCGGGCAGCCAGGCCCAGAAGGUCAUCAUCUGCCAUCGGGGCACCCGGUCCCCUUCCCCCAGCGACCCGGAUUACGGCCUCCCUCCGCUAGCUGGUCACUCACUCUCUUGGACUGAUGAAAAACAACUCAAAGAACAAAAUAUUAUUAGAACAGCCAAAGUGUGGACUCCAGAGGACCCCAGAAAACUCAACAGCAAAUCUUCCUUCAGCAACAUAGAGAAUGAACCGCCUUUUGAGUUCUUGCCUUGA